AUGGAAGCGAUGAUUAAUGAACUUGUGGAGUUGAUUAAAGCUGGUAGUUCAGAGAAAGCAAAGCGUAGUGUUGAACAAUUAGCCGCACAUAAAAUCAAUGUUCAGUUUCGCCUUUCGAACAAACAAGUUUCGUCAAAGGCUGAUGAUGUUAAUGAAAAGUCAAAAGAUUCUGAUCUUGAAUUGAUACUUCAAGUUGAAUUUCGAGCGCCUAAAGAGCCUAUUCAGAUACCGAUUACAGUUCAUUGUGGCACGACGUUGCGAUCAAUCAAACGUCAAGUUGAGCACGAGGUAGGAAUCGAAUGCGCUGAUCAACAUUGGUUUACUUGCCAUCGAUAUCCGCUGUCGGAUAAAUAUAUCUUUGGAUCUUCCAUGCCUGUUAGUUCAAAUCAAACUUGUCUACAUCCGAUUCGGUCCGGUGAUACAUUAUAUAUGUAUGUCGCUUAG
Messenger RNA from Adineta ricciae, 444 nucleotides. Lineage: Eukaryota; Metazoa; Rotifera; Eurotatoria; Adinetida; Adinetidae. The record is from the annotation of a GenBank genome assembly.